Messenger RNA from Neoarius graeffei (lesser salmon catfish), 3061 nucleotides. Its product is annotated as zinc finger protein ZFP2-like. NCBI's taxonomy places the organism in Eukaryota, Metazoa, Chordata, Actinopteri, Siluriformes, Ariidae. The record is from RefSeq and is a predicted model, not a curated record. Gene Ontology annotation, cellular component: nucleus. Gene Ontology annotation, biological process: regulation of transcription by RNA polymerase II. Bases 121 to 1932 code for a protein of 603 amino acids. Gene Ontology annotation, molecular function: histone methyltransferase activity; DNA-binding transcription factor activity, RNA polymerase II-specific; RNA polymerase II transcription regulatory region sequence-specific DNA binding. The transcript is spliced from 7 exons.
GGGAAGAAGAGGCGGGUCGGCAGUGGAACAUUGAGAGCUCAGUGCAGUGGAAGCAGAGGCGGAAGUGUCGACAGAGAACACAAAGGAAAUCCGGAGAAUUUUGAAGCUUCAGCUGUUAUAAUGAGCUCAGCAGAAGAUAGACAGUGCUUCUCAAGGAAGUCUGGGGCUCCUGAUCCCUCACAGCUGUGUGAGGACAUGAAAACAGAGACUUCAGAUGGAGAGACAGCCGAAGCAUCAGAAGUCUGUGUGAAGAAGGAAGAGACGCUGGAGCUGAACAUCUACAACCAUGGAGACGAUCUCAACAACCCACCUGAAGGUCUCUCCAUUAAAGAGGAAGAGCCUGACAGUAAAGACUACCUCUACUGUGAAGUUUGCAAAACCUUCUUCUUCAACAAGUGUGAGCUUCAUGGAUUUCCCCUCUUCAUCCCUGAUACUCCUGUUCCCAUGGGAGUCCCUGACCGAGCCAGGAAAACUCUUCCUCCUGGACUAGAGAUUCGGAAGUCUGGUAUUCCUGGUGCAGGCCUGGGAGUGUUUAAUAAGGGGGAGACGGUUCCAGUAGGUGCGCACUUCGGACCUUACCAGGGAAGGUUGAUAGAUGGAGAGGAAUCCAUGAGCAGUGGAUACUCCUGGGUGAUAUGCAGGACCAGGAAGUGUGAAGAAAACAUAGAUGGCAAAAGAGACAUGCAUGCUAAUUGGAUGAGGUAUGUGAAUUGCACCUGUAAUGAUGAAGAACAGAAUCUUGUAGCAUUUCAGUAUCGAGGGGGAAUUCUGUAUCGUUGCUGUCGACCCAUUAACCCAGGACAGGAGCUCUUGGUGUGGUAUGAAGAGGAGUAUACCAAAGAGCUCAAUCUUUCAUUUGACUUCCUCUGGAACAAAAAUUGCUCCAUGAAUGGAGAAAAGUCAUAUCACUGCUCACAGUGUGGAAAGAGUUUUACUCAGCAGAGUACUUUCCAAAACCACCAGUGCAUUCACAGAGGAGAGAAGCCGUAUCACUGUUCACAGUGUGGAAAGAGUUUUACUAUACAGAGUCAACUCCAAAUACACCAGCGCAUUCACACAGGAGAGAAGCCGUAUCACUGCUCACAGUGUGGAAAGAGUUUUGCUAUACAGAGUCAACUCCAAAACCAUCAGCGCAUUCACACAGGAGAGAGGCCCUAUCACUGCUCACAGUGUGGAAAGAGUUUUACUAUACAGAGUCAUCUCCAAAUACACCAGCGUGUUCACACAGGAGAGAGGCCCUAUCACUGCGCACAGUGUGGAAAGAGUUUUACUCAGCAGUAUCACCUCCAAAUACAUCAGCGCGUUCACACAGGAGAGAAGCCAUAUCACUGCUCACAGUGUGGAAAAAGUUUUACUGUACUCAGUAAUCUUCAAACACACCAGCACAUUCACACAGGACAAAAGCCGUAUCACUGCUCACAGUGUGGAAAGAGUUUUACUCAACAGAGUCAUCUCCAAACACACCAGCGCAUUCACACAGAAGAGAAGCCGUAUCACUGCUCACAGUGUGGGAAGAGUUUUAACCAACAGAGUAAUCUUCAAAAACACCAGCGCAUUCACACAGAAGAGAAGCCGUAUCGCUGCUCACAGUGUGGCAAAAGUUUUAACCAACAGAGUAAUCUCCAAAGACACCAGCAUGUUCACACAGGAGAGAAGCCGUAUCACUGCUCACAGUGUGGAAAGAGUUUUACUCAACAGCGUCAUCUCCAAACACACCAGCGCAUUCACACAGGAGAGAAGCCGUAUCGCUGCUCACAGUGUGGGAAGAGUUUUACUCAACAGAGUCAUCUCCAACAACACCAGCGCAUUCACACGGAAGAGAAGCAGAGUCGCUGCUCACAGUGUGGAAAAACAUUUACUCAUUCAGUUAUAUUUCAGACCCACAAGUGCUCUAACUUGGAGACAUUGCAUGAUUUGAAGUUGUCAAAUUAAUUAUGUUUAUUACAGAACAUGAUCUCUAUUUUAAAAUGUAUUUUCAUUGUAUUUUGACUUUCUGUUGAUGGUAAAACAUGCAGUCUUAUAGUGGAGCUCCCUGUGCAGAAAGAGUGCAGAGCAGAGCCCUAUACUUAAUAGAAAUGCAAAAUAAAUCGAUCUGAAUUUUGAUGGCUUUGACUGUAGGACAAACAUGUACCAUCACAGGGAACCUGAUCAUAAAUGCAAGGCAACGUAUCUCAUAAACACUUGACAACCAGACAAUGAAAUUUCUAUCUUUACUUACAUAAGAUGGGUUUUAUCCAACAAUUAUUUUUAAUUUGCUUUUUUUAAAAAUAAUAUGGACUUAUUUACGAACAUUUUACAGAAAAUAUUCACAACCGUUUCAUAUAAAAGGGUAGUAAAUGGAUGUAAUCACAGGAAAAAUUUUAUUGAAAACACGCGAGCAAACAGAUCCAAAACAGGCAGUGGUGGCAUGAGGCACAGACAGGAUAUCAGAGGGGUACAAUACUCACAGUCCAAAAACACAAGCAGGGUCACAACCAGAAAAAUGACACAAAAGAUUUUUGCAAAAUCUUUGUGUUAGAUUAGAUAAAACUUUAUUGAUCCCUUUGGGUGGGUUCCCUCAGGGAAAUUAAGACUCUGGUGGGUGUCCCCCAGGCACCCAGCAGAGUCACACCAUAAUAAAUGUGGUGGUGGUGUUUCUGGUGCAUGGCAUGCAAUGUCAAAGAAAGGAACAGAUACUCAUCGCAGUUAUGAAUAUGUAUCUCAUUAUUGGCAUCACUGUCACAAGGCAAUGCAGUGAUUUAUUGAAGUGAAAUACACGACACUACACAAUCUGAUGGUUCAUAUGCUGUAAUUGUAUUCUAUUCAGGUUGAUUUUGUGCCUUUGCAAAUAUGUUGCUCAUUCGCUCAUCAGGAGCUCCGCUUUUAGGUACUGACUAAAUAUCUAUAUUGAUGAUGUUUAAAAUAAGAUUCUUGAUGUUUUCUUUCAGCCUUAAGUAGUUGACGUUAUUACCACACAAGUCAUGCCUUCACAACAGUUUUUUCAGUGUUCUACUGCAGCAUUAGACUAAAACAGAGCCAGUGAGAUACCAGAACGUUUGUCAAUAAACUCGAGUCACAAACA